UAAACCCCGGUCACCAUGGCCACCCCCUCCACCUCCGCCUCCACGCCCGCCUCCUCCUCCGCCUUCCCCCUCACAACCGCCGCCCGCUUCCCCCGCGCCUCCACAUCCGGCACGCGCACUCCCGCCGUCGCCGAGCGGCGCCGCACGCGGCGGCGCCGGCUGUCCGAGGGGAGCGGCGGCGACCGCUCGGCUGCAGCGGGGGCGGUGGAGAAGGGCCUGCGCCUUGCCUUCCUGGAGCAGCUCGCGGAGCGCGCUCGUGCCGCCGAUGCCCUCGGCGUUGCCGACACCAUCUACGACAUGGUCGCCGCUGGCCUGUCGCCUGGGCCCCGUUCCUUCCACGGGCUCGUCGCAGCACACGCCCUCGCUGGCGACGCGGACGGCGCUAUGCAAGCUCUUAGAAGGGAGCUAAGUUCCGGUGUGCGUCCUUUACACGAAACAUUUAUUGCUUUGGUCCGUGUCUUCGCCAAGAAGGGCCUUUCUACAAGGGCCAUGGAGAUUCUUGCUGCUAUGGAGAGAUAUAAGUAUGAUAUUCGCAAGGCUUGGCUAGUUCUUGUAGAGGAGCUAGUCAGGAACCAUUAUCUGGAGGACGCCAAUAAGGUAUUUCUCAAAGGAGCAAAAGGUGGUUUACAAGGAACUGAUGAUCUUUACGAUCUUCUGAUUGAAGAAGAUUGUAAAGCUGGAGAUCACUCCAAUGCUUUAACAGUUGCAUACCAAAUGGAAGCUGCUGGAAGAAUGGCGACCACAUUCCAUUUUAACUGUCUUCUAAGUGUGCAGGCUACGUGCGGAAUUCCUGAAAUAGCCUUUACAACUUAUGAAAACAUGGAAUAUGGAGGUGAAGAUUACAUGAAACCUGAUACCGAGUCUUAUAAUUGGGUUAUACAGGCAUUUACUAGAGCUACAUCCCAUGACAGGGCACCGGAUGUGGCAGAACUACUCGGGAUGAUGGUGGAAGACUACAAACGUAUUCAGCCUAAUGCAAGAACUUACGCGUUGUUAGUGGAAUGCUUUACAAAGUAUUGUAUGGUUAAUGAAGCAAUCAGACAUUUUCGUGCUUUACGGAGAAUUCCUGGAGGAACAAAAGUUCUAUACAAUGAAGGGAAUUGCGGUGAUCCACUUUCUCUCUAUCUACGCUCACUGUGCCUUGAUGGAAGAGCUGAUGAGUUGCUUGAAGCAUUAGAAGCAAUGGCGGCUGACAACCAGACUAUUGCACCCCGAGCAAUGUUUUUAAACCGAAAAUACCGCACACUGGUGAGCUCUUGGAUAGAACCAUUACAAGAAGAAGCUGAUGUUGGCUUCGAAAUUGAUUAUGUAGCCAGAUAUAUUGAAGAAGGAGGUCUUACAGGUGAGCGCAAACGCUGGGUGCCUCGCAGAGGGAAAACUCCUUUGGAUCCAGAUGAAUUUGGAUUUGCCUAUUCAAAUCCAAUAGAGUCAUCUUUUAAACUGCGGUGCUUUGAGGAAUUGAAGUUAUAUCACCGCAGACUCUUAAUUACAUUGCGGAAUGAAGGUCCUGCUAUUUUAGGUGAUGUAUCUGAAGAUGAUGUACGGAGAGUAGUCGAAAGAUUAAAGAAAUUAGUUGUAGGGCCAAAGAAGAAUGUUGUUAAGCCCAAGGCAGCCAGCAAAAUGGUAGUAUCUGAGUUGAAAAUUGAACUGGAAGCGCAAGGGUUGCCUACAGAUGGAACUAGACAGGUCCUUUACCAACGAGUUCAAAAGGCCAGGAGAAUCAAUCGUUCACGUGGUAUACCACUUUGGGUUCCUCCUGUGGAAGAUGACGAAGAGGUCGACGAGGAGUUAGAUGAAAUGAUCUCACGGAUCAAGCUAGAAGAUGGAAAUACAGAGUUCUGGAAACGGCGUUUCCUGGGAGAAACUCGAAACCAUCUUUGUGAACAAGAUAGCAAAGAAGAAGAGCCAGAUUUAGAUGACGAGUUAGAUGAGGAGGACGACGAUGAUGACGAUGAUGAUGACGCCAAAGAAGCAGAGGAAGAUGAGAUAGAUGAUGAGGAGGUCAUUGAGCGAACAAGAAAUCAAGCUGGUGACGAUGAGACUAAGGACAAACCAGCAAAAGGACCAAAUCAGCAUCUUCAAAUGAUAGGAGGCCAGUUAUUGAAGGAUCUAGAGAAGACUUCAGGUUCAACGAGGAAGUUGAAAAAAAUACCCGAGAUUGAUGAUGACGAAGAUUGGUUUCCUGAAGAUCCAAUGGAAGCUUUCAAGGUUAUGCGCGAGACAAGAAUGUUUGAUGUAGCAGAUAUGUAUACUACUGCAGAUGCCUGGGGAUGGACAUGGGAGAGAGAACUAAAGAAUAAGAUGCCACGCAAAUGGUCACAAGAAUGGGAGGUUGAGUUAGCUAUUAAGAUAAUGAAUAAGGUUAUAGAGCUGGGUGGUACUCCGACUAUAGGAGAUUGUGCAAUUAUACUGCGUGCAGCGAUGAAAGCUCCAGUCCCUUCUGCUUUUAUUACAAUAUUGCAAACAACACAUAGCCUGGGCCAUAAAUUUGGAAGCCCGUUGUAUGACGAGGUAAUCUUGUUGUGCCUUGAGCUGGAGGAGAUCGAUGCGGCUAUUGCUGUCGUCGCAGAAAUGGAGACGAAUGGAAUCAAGGUCCUGGACGAGACCUUGGACAGGGUUCUUGCAGCCAAACAGUCCGGGAAUGUGAACUCUGCAGUCCAACCACCAACCGAGUAGCAUCCCUGUUUAAACUUGAACUCGGAAGCCCUCAGCAGCCGUGAUCUGAUAUAUCAGACGGAAAUCACUCGGCUCCUUAGCAAUGAUAGGCCUAAGCUUGCCUUUACAAAUUUUGAUGGCGAUUGGAAGCUGCUGCAUGUGCAGAUGGGGGAAAGAUCAACGGACGUUUUUGCCAUCCCCGUCCGUGUUAGCUUCGGUUUAGUCUGCACGUGUUGUAUGAUGUAUCUAGAGAUAACAGUCAGUUUUGAUGGACGAAAUGGAAUGUGGCUCUUUUUCUGACA
This is a messenger RNA of Lolium rigidum, 2957 nucleotides long. RefSeq lists its product as uncharacterized. Bases 16 to 2676 code for a protein of 886 amino acids. NCBI's taxonomy places the organism in Eukaryota, Viridiplantae, Streptophyta, Magnoliopsida, Poales, Poaceae. The record is from RefSeq and is a predicted model, not a curated record. Gene Ontology annotation, molecular function: protein binding. The transcript has 13 exons.